AUGGAGCUCUCUGACUACUUGGAAGCAACCAAACAAUGGGAGCAGUGCGAAGAUACUCAGAGCAGAUCCAGAGCGUUUGAGGAUGCCUUUUCACAGCUAAAGCUCUUUACGGAGAGUAAUGAGGGGUCACAUACAUAUUGUGAUCGAGGCUAUCCUAUUUCUAUCAAAGAAGAGUUUAUUGCCGAUGUUCUCAAUAGACUCGAUGACGAAG
Messenger RNA from Sphaeroforma arctica JP610, 211 nucleotides. RefSeq lists its product as hypothetical. The transcript has a single exon. The annotation marks the transcript as partial. Lineage: Eukaryota; Ichthyosporea; Ichthyophonida. The record is from RefSeq and is a predicted model, not a curated record.